Messenger RNA from Drosophila montana, 944 nucleotides. RefSeq lists its product as uncharacterized. Bases 153 to 893 code for a protein of 246 amino acids. Gene Ontology annotation, biological process: regulation of transcription by RNA polymerase II. Gene Ontology annotation, cellular component: nucleus; transcription regulator complex. The record is from RefSeq and is a predicted model, not a curated record. NCBI's taxonomy places the organism in Eukaryota, Metazoa, Arthropoda, Insecta, Diptera, Drosophilidae. The transcript has 2 exons.
AUCGCAAUAUCAAUAUUGUCUGUCUGUACGCUACUUAAUUUUUGUUAAACUGAAUACAUAUUUUAUUUGUAUUGUGAUUACAAACUCACGGAAAAUACGCAUACUAUCAUCCCAACAUGAGUUCGAAGUCAUUUUGAAUAGUUUAAAUAAAUAUGCGCACCAGCUAUAAAAAGAAUCGUCCAUUUGAUUUCAAGCUUAUUGAUCAUGUCGAGCCUAAUACCGUAUUGUAUAAGCGCCAGACGGGGCUUUCGAAUUAUGAUGUUAUGAAAGUCAAAUCGGAAAUCUGGUCCAACAUAGCAGAGAUUAUGGAUUGCGAUGUGGAUUUCUGCCUAAUGCGCUGGAACAAUUUACACUACCAGUAUCGAAAGGAAUCACGGCGACCCGGCGGUUCGACAUGGCCAUAUUUUAAGCGACUACAAUUUUUGUCGGGUGUGCCAUCGCGACCCAAAGCCAAGCACACGGCGCAGUGUACGGAUAAAUCGCAGACUGCGGAGGUGAGAAAAGAAUCUUCUGUGGAUCAGGAUGCGUGGCAGUCGUACGAUGAUUGCGUGGUGAUGCAUGUCAGCGAUAUGGAGCACAAUGCAGACUCAUUUAUUAUUGAGGAAAUCAUUGAGCAAAAUGAUCAAAUCUUGCAAGAAGAGAUUAUUUACGAGGAAGACGAUGCGGUGGAGGAGGAGCAUCUUCAACCAGACUUCGAACCUUCAUCAAAAGGAACGUCGCGUUCCGCCGUGGAAGCAUCAUCGCCUGCAAGUGAUUAUCUCAAAAUGAGCAGAAUUCUCGAGCAACUCAAGGGCAACCAAAAGGUACGAGCGGAACGCCGUAUCAUGGCUUUCGUGCUCAAGUGCCAGCUGAGAGCACUGGUGGACGAGCCAAUCGACGAUCUGGUAGUUUGAAUCUUAGGCUUAGAAGUGUAUAUAGACUUUAAUAAACAAACUAAAAGAACA